CACAGGGUCACACGUCAUUUGACUAAACUUACUUUAAGCACUCUGCAUAAUUUUAAUGGAAUAAUGCAAACUUCUCAUAAUUAGAAAUCAUUGAAAUCUCAUGCAUUGGCUACAUUAGAAGAAAGUAUGGGUCUUUUUUGGGGGGGAGGCUGUCACUUUAAAACAGUUUCUCUUUCCCCAGAGAAUCCCACAAAUGGCCCAAAUUACCUGCAGUUUCUUUUUGUUUUCAAUGAAAGCAAGGCCAGAAGUACUUUCAGGAGAGACAAUGGCCUGCUUUAAAAAUGACACAGCCUUCCUUUGAGAAAACUGGGCAUGUAGCCAUGCUGUCUUCAGGGAAGAUGGUGGUUCCCCAGUUGCAGCUCAGAAGAUUAUUUCAGCAAGAAGAAACACAUGACAGAAACAAGAUGUCUCAUGCUGAGAGGCCUCACCAUGAUAACCAGUACCAAUAUCAUGACAGCCACAGAUCUGACAGACACCAGGAGGAGAGAAGGGCUAAAAAGCCACACCCAUCCAAUGGAAGGUCAACACAAGGCACUCCGGGCAACCAACACUCAAGACCUUCUACUGCUUAUUCAGACCCGUACCAAAAAAACAUAGCAAUAACUCAUGAAUAUGUCAGCUAUCCACCACAUCUUAAUCCCCAGAAAGAGACCUUUUCAGAGAAAUGUAACAAGCUAUGCACGAGGAGAGGCGUUUUGAAGUUUGUUGAAAUUACUGUCAACAUUCUAGUGCUGAUCUGUGUUGGAGCCUCCCAUGCAGCGAUCGCAGGCUACAGUUCUAUGGGCGGCUUGGGAAUGGGGUCUUUCAACAUUAAUUCAUUUUACAGCCCAUUUGAAGGAUCUGAGUUCCAGGAGGUGAGAGACCUGGACAUGCAGUAUAGCCAGAUGAGAGCCCCAUGUGUGUAUGGGGGAGUGGCCUUCAGUCUGACAUUAACAACACUUACUCUCCUGUUCCUCAUCGUUGGGGCAAAACCCAUUCAUCGCGUCUCUGUGAGGAUGCUCGUGGCUGAAUGCGUCUUUGAUGCACUGGCUUGUAUGGGAUAUAUUGUGGCUGUUGGCCUUUACUUACACUUUAUCAUCCAGGUGAACUCCACAGACACAUGCAAGAAGAGGGAAAGACUGUAUGCACGCCGUGGAUACACCUGGAUGAACUGCGAGGUUCAGGGGGGUGAUGCAGCUGUCAGCCUAUUUGGCAUUAUUGCUGCUUGUCUGUACUUUGCAAGCUCUGUGGUCUGUGCACUCGCCGUUCGAACAGUACAGGCCUUUCGGAGACAGAUGACCAGGACUCAGUACAGCCCUGAGAACAGCUACAGAGAGAGAGAGCACCAAAAGAACUACAGAAGCCGAGAAAGCAUCCACAAUACCCAGACCAUAGCAACACUGGUGUAGAGUCUGUCAAGGAACUCAGCUCAGUGCCAGGUAGCAUAAAUGCCAAUGUUGGGCAGACACUGGAUCUGGUAUAUUUAAGGUUUUUGUUUUUUUGUUUUUGUUUUUUAAAUACAGAGCAUCUGUAUCAUACUGGCCAUACUGUACGCAUUUACAGCAUUAAUUGUUGAUUUUACAAUGGACUAAAAAGUUUUGUAUGUAACAAAGCUUACACUUUGAAGUAAUUGGCUCAACCAUCUAAAGUUAAAAUUUACUGUGACAGUCUGUUUUCAAUGUAAAAAUAUAUUUGGUUUCAACAGUUUAAGCUGCUUAGAGUAGGUCCAACUGAUUCUACUAAACAUUAGUAGCAAGUUAACUUUGGGGGAGCUGAACUGAUUAACAGUGCUGGACAUUAUUUUUAAAGAGUUUCCUUUGUAUAGAUAUAACCCCCAGUAGGAAUGUGGGGAUUUCUUUCCUCCUUCCCCUCUAGCUGACAAAUCUACAUAAAAGGUUAUUGUGUAUCAACACUUUUAGUUUAUGGAUUUAGGCCCCUAUUCAGAAAAGCAUGUGAGCACGUGCCUAACUUUAAGCUUGUGAGUAAGUCUUGUUGACUUCAGUGGGUCUACUAACAAAGAUAAGAAUGUUUUUGAGUAUCCCACUAACUCAAGGCCUAAACUACAACUAAGUUACGAAUAGCAGAAUUAUUCACUCACACAAAAACACACCUCAUUCGGAACCAGAAAUAUGCAUUCAUGAAGCAGCAAAGGCAAAAAAAGCAAAUACAGUACAGUGCUGUGAUUAAACAUAAACUAGCAAAAAAUGAAGGGAGAAUUUAAAAAAAUUGACCAGGUAAGGAAGCUUUCUGUGCUUGUUUAAAUUAAGGAGGGUUUAAAAGCAGCAUUUUUCUUCUGCAUAGUAAAGUUACCGCUAAGUUAGCAUUCAGCAGUAAACUUUUGAAAACCGUAUUUUUUUUUUCAGAAAUCUCAGAGGGGCAGCCCUGCGAGUCUGUAUCUCCAAAACCACCAAGGAAUCCUGUGGCACCUUAGAGACUAACAGAUUUCUUAGGGCAUAAUCUUUUGUUGGUAAAACCCACAGAUGAGUUGGAGUGGAAAUUAGAGGCAGGGGUAUAUAUAAGAGCAACAAAAGAAGUUUCUUGUCUAGUGUAAGACCCAUGUUAACGAGGCUAAUCAAGUCAGAGUGGCUGUGUCUCAUUCACAACAUUUGAUGCUGAGAUGUGAAUAUCAAGAGAGGAAAUUGCUUUUGUGGUGCAUUAACCAGUUAAAAUCCUUAUUCAGUCCUAAAUUGAUAGUAUUGAAUUUCAACUCAACUCCAGAAGCUCCAGGGGGUAGCCGAGGUAGUCUAUAAAGUGCUACCAGACCAGUUUUUGUCUUUUAAGUUUAUCCUGCACAGGCUAACAAAACAUGUAGAUGGUGUCUGCCUUUGUAAUCCUUGGAUUUAAAAUUAGCCAGGGUGUUUUCCUGGCAGGCAAGGAGGAGCAUUUCUAUACCUCCCCCCAUUAGCCAAUUAAACAGGAUUUUGCAUCCCUAAUCUGAUCCAUCUAUCCCAAGCUUUGAGCUCCAGUCACCUUACCCACAUCCAUGUUCCCUAUCCCCAUUGGUUAAGAGUCCCAGUCACCCUCUAGUAGGGCUAAUACAGGUAUAUAAAAGUGUCCAAGCAAAAAGGUCAAGUCUCUACAAUGUUUUUAUGUUUAAGGAAAAUAAUUUUGGUACAAAUCCCAGCAUAAAAUGCUUCCUUAGAACCUCAUUCUACUCUCCCUGAGGACAUACCUAACUCAAACCCCUGAUGCAUCAUAUUUCCUAUCCAUUAGAGCAGAUCUCUGAAUAGAUAAUUGUCUUCAAUUGGAUCAAUUUUUAAAUUGGGAACUCUCUCGGAUCACACCCAUUGUUGUAAUUCAGACAGUCCCCACAAUAGUUCAUAACAUUAAAUUCCCUAUGUAAAUUCAACAGUCUUCCUUCUGUUAAGUUCACUCCUUAGGAGCACUGACAAUCUCAAGCACAGGUGUCACGUCUCCUGUAUUGAAACCUGUGGAUGGCCAUCAAUACAUACAUUCGCCAAAAUGAGACUGGUUAUUCAAUCUCUAGCCAGUGUAAAAUGGCAGAACUCCUCUCCACACUUGAUAGAUCCUUCAUCCUUCCCUGGACAAUAGUAUCUGAGUUGGCAAGUCCAUAUUUGAAGAACAAGCCUGCUUUCCAUCCUGGAGAUACGGUGCUGUGAAAGUCUCAUCGCAGUGAAUCUGCGUACCUUAGAACAACAAAUAGGCAUGUUUUCAUUCACUCAUCUGAAAUUAUCCUCUCAUUGCAUGAUAAGGUCCAGAGAUCUGCCCCAGGCUGGAGACAAACAGAAUAUCCAGAAAUGGUCAUUGAAUUUUUGUUUCCAGGGUCUGCAGUAAGAUAAAUUAUGCUUUUCCCUCACUACAGUUUUUAAAAUUUGAAUUAUCUUUCAAUGGAAGUUCGUUCAACUGGAGAGGAAGCAGUGCACUCCCUGGGUACUUGUGACUUGCAGACCUAGUUCUUCCCCUCACACUGCAAGGAGGCUGUUGUACCCAUAAUAGCCAUCUACUUAAACUGCCUCUACAAAUAAACACAGAAAUGUUUUCCUGUUCUCUUUCAAUGUAUGCAUAUUAAUACAUAGUUGUCAGGAUUAGGGUACUAUGCCAGCUUUUUAAUGUGUUCUGGAAUAGUGUGUGCGUGUCUAAUGUGGAAAAAGUACUGAAUGCAACAAAUAAUUGUACAACACUGAAAAUUGCACUGAAAGUCUAGCAUAAGAGACUGGUUUACAAUUUGCAUCACUGAUACAUCUUUAAAUGAAAAUGUUUUUUAUUGUGUAAUGUAUCAAAGAACUGAUUGUAUAUGCAGACCCAUGUUAAUGAAUAAAGAAUAUCUUUCUCUCAUUUGUAAUCUUUCCCUUGUAUUUAAGCUAGCCUUUCUAUUCUUGCUUUUCUUCUCUAUUGAUCGUAUCAUUUUAUAUAUAAAACACACUGAUUAAGUCCUUUUAUUAUUGCUUGAUUUUGUUUACUGAACUUCCAUGAACUUUUU
Pelodiscus sinensis (Chinese soft-shelled turtle) is the source of this 4420-nucleotide messenger RNA. RefSeq names its product MARVEL domain-containing protein 3-like. NCBI's taxonomy places the organism in Eukaryota, Metazoa, Chordata, Testudines, Trionychidae. Gene Ontology annotation, cellular component: membrane. The record is from RefSeq and is a predicted model, not a curated record. Gene Ontology annotation, biological process: myelination. Gene Ontology annotation, molecular function: structural constituent of myelin sheath.